Molecule: messenger RNA, 666 nt
Organism: Musa acuminata AAA Group (dessert banana)
Lineage: Eukaryota; Viridiplantae; Streptophyta; Magnoliopsida; Zingiberales; Musaceae
Product: uridylate kinase PUMPKIN, chloroplastic-like
Exons: 7
Coding region: 1-666 (221 amino acids)
Biological process (GO): UDP biosynthetic process
Molecular function (GO): UMP kinase activity
Source: RefSeq, a predicted model, not a curated record
AUGGAGCCGAUUGUUGGAUCCUCCUCGUCUUCGCUGAAGGCUGCCCCAGACAAUGACAAAUCCAUCACCGUUGGUGGCCCUGCUACAGUCAUGACACAGAUCAGAAGUUAUCCUGUUGCUACAUCUGGCCCUGUUAGCAUAAAUAAUAACUCAGAGGUAAUUGCACUUAUUGCUAAGGAAAUUGCAAUUGCAAACCAUUCUGGUCUUGAGGUGGCUGUUGUUAUUGGAGGUCAAAAUAUAUUUUGUGGUGACACUCGGAUAGCUGCGACUGGAAUUGAUAGGGCUACAACUGAUCAAAUGGGUAUUAUGGCAUCAUUGAUGAAUGCCAUAAUGCACCAAGCAUCAUUAGAGAAGCUUGGUGUUGAGACCAUUGAUCCAUGUGACCUUGCAACAGUUCAUGCAGAUGUUGUUCUUAAAGGUACUACUGUAGAUUCUAUUUACAAUUGCCACUCGAGAAACAGCAACGGUAGUGCAUUCGAGCACAUUUCAUUUAGGGAAUUGGUUUCUAGAGGCUUUACCGCAAUGGACAUGACAGCACUAAAUAUUUGUGAGGAGAACAGCAUACCUGUUGUUAUUUUCAACUUAUCAGAGCCAGGCAAUGUUUCAAAGGCACUCAAUGGAGACCAGAUUGUUAUUCUUAUCGACCCGUCAGGGAGGAUUAUCUAA